Molecule: messenger RNA, 1125 nt
Organism: Notolabrus celidotus (New Zealand spotty)
Lineage: Eukaryota; Metazoa; Chordata; Actinopteri; Labriformes; Labridae
Product: glutathione S-transferase Mu 3-like
Exons: 8
Coding region: 189-848 (219 amino acids)
Biological process (GO): glutathione metabolic process
Molecular function (GO): glutathione transferase activity
Source: RefSeq, a predicted model, not a curated record
UCAUUUUUCUUUGUUCCACACUGUAACCGGUUUGAAGUAACAGUGUGUGACUGCCCGGUUCACCCCGCCCACUCCACCGUCUGCAAGAAAGCAGCUGCCUCUCUCUCUUUCCCUUUCUCCUCCUCUGAACACCGUGUAACAGCAGUUCGUAGCAGUCAGCCACCUCAAGGGUAGAAAAGUGACUCAAAAUGACGAUGAAACUGGCUUACUGGGACAUCCGUGGGCUCGCCCAGCCUGUCCGCCUGCUGCUCGAGUACACCGGCACCAAAUAUGAAAACAAGUUCUAUUCCUGUGGUGAAGCUCCUAACUACGACAAGAGCUGCUGGUUUGAUGAAAAAAAGUCACUGGAAAUGGAUUUUCCUAAUCUGCCCUACCUUGAGGAUGGAGACAAGAAGAUCGUGCAGAGCAAUGCCAUCAUGCGAUACAUCGCUCGCAAGAACAACAUGUGUGGAGAGACAGAAGACGAGAAGAUCCGUGUGGACAUUACAGAGAACCAGGCCAUGGACUUCAGGAAUGGCUUUGUGAUGAUGUGCUACACUGACUUUGACAAGAUUAAGCCAGGGUACAUUGAGAAGCUGACAGGUACACUGAAGCAGUUCUCAAAGUUCCUGGGGAAGAAGAAGUGGUUUGCUGGUGAUAAGAUCACUUUUGUGGACUUCAUCAUGUAUGAGCUGCUAGAUCAACACAGGAUGUUUCACCCUACAUGCCUUGAUGACUUCCAGAACCUCAAGGAUCUUUUGGACCGUUUUGAGGCUCUGGAGAAGAUCGCUGCCUACAUGAAGUCGGACAGGUUCAUGAAGACUCCUGUGAACAACAAGAUGGCCAAGUGGGGAAACAAGAAAGAGUAAAAGAGAAUGCACUUCUUGCCUUAAAUUAGUAUGAAAGAAGACAACUUUCUCAAGUACCAUGAUCUCCAUUUCCCAUAAAUUCAAGACUAGAAAAAAGAUGUUGUGUUGUUUUUUAUGAGCUGAUAACUAGUUGGUCGUGUAGGUUUCAAGUCCUUUAAAAACAUGUUAAAACUAGAUGAGUCCAACCAGUUUAGAGAGAACUCCAACUUUGUACUUUUGUUAUAGAAAAAUGUUGAAACUGGAAAUUUGAAUUAAAGCACUUAAUUUCUUUGAUGCA